AUGUCUGAGAGGUCUUCCCAGGCUUCAACCCCGCAUAAUGGCGAUGGCUCAGACUCAGGAUCAGAUCCAGAGGAGGAGGCAUUCGAAGUAGAAGCUAUUCUUGCGGAGAAGUGCUUCAUGGGUGUGACGAAAUAUCUAGUUAAAUGGGAUGGAUAUGACCUGAUGAACGCGACGUGGGAGCCCGCUGAUCAGUUCGACUCCGAUGAGACAUUGACGGAUUGGUCAAGAAAGAAAUCUCUCAUUGAAGCAGAGAGAGAACGACGUUUCGACGUGAAGAGAUGGGAGAGGGAUCUUAAGAGAAUACAGGCCAAAUUUGAAUCAUCUGGGAAAAGUCUUAUUGAGGAAAACGCCUCGCUCAACACCGACUUUGAUUCCUAUUUUAUACCAUUGCCUGUUCGACCAAACCUCUCAACCCCUCCAUUCGUUAAGAACCUCAGAACCAGGCGAGAAAGCCGCGUAUCCAUCUCUUCUGACGUCUCAUCUCUGUUUGUUAGCGCCGACACCGUUUCUCCAGGGCAGCCACCGGCGCCAGGCUCGGUAUCACAGAACGACCCCACAAAGCCUGCAUCUGGGAACUCCCAGUCCUCGGAAAUCACACGCCCCCAGGUGCAAGCAGUCAAGACAGCUGGGGGAGUAGUUAGAAUCGCCCCGAAAAAAGUACCUCAACGGCAAGCAGACAAUCAAUCCACCGAUCAACUAAAUACUUCAGCGCACAAUCAAAUAGCUCGAAAGUCACAGCAACAACAAUCCGCUCGGAAAUUAAGCGACCCCGGAUCUAGAUCUCAAUCAUCCUCUGCCAGGCCUUCUUUAUUUGAGCCUGGUCAACCAUUUCGUCCAAGCAAUGAACGACGCUCAGGCCGAGAGAUGGUGCCUGAUAUUAGUCAAUUGGAGCUUUUAAAACCAUCCGACUUUCCCAGCAGACAUAAUUACGGACAUAUCGCGAUUACAAGCAAAAAAGGUGCUGAAGACCAUAUCUCUGGGAAUAAUUCCUUGCCCCCAGACGCGGCAGAGGCCGGAUCUACAGCAUUGGGUCCUUCAAAAGACCAUAUGUCUGGGAAUAAUCCCUUGCCCCCAGAUGCGUCAGAGGCCGGAGUUACAGCAUUGGGUCCUUCAAAUCUUCCUAGCUCCUUGCAAUCUACAGGAGCGAACCGGUCUGAAAGACCGUCAGGGAUCCAGGCUCCGGACACCACUAUUCGACUUGCGCGAUCUCCGCCCUGCAUGCCAAAGGCGGAUAGACUAUCUUCACGAGACAGGUCUCCGGGUCGAGAUAAUCCUCCAAGACUGCCUGACUUUGCAGAGCGCUCAACCGCAGCCGCAGAGAAUAAUUGUCGGCACUCAUCAGAUGCAAGUCGCCAGAAACCACCAAGUGUGUAUAGCCGCAGAGAAUCUCCAGGUGUGUCCAACCCUCGGCGACUUCUAGAUUCAGACAGCCACAGACGGUCACCAGAUCCACCUUUCCGUCAAGGGCCUUUAGAUUCCUUUCGCAGAGGUGGAGACUACUAUAGACCAGGUGGUCGUGAGAGGCCAAGCGAAUGUGAGGAAGGUUCCCCCAGUCAUCGCCACCCGAGUGUACAAUCUACCAAUGGCACCUCCACAUUUGGUCAAUCAUACCAUGAGAUUGCCAGACGCAAUUCUAUCUCAGGUGCGGAUCGACGUCAAUCGCCACCUAUAGUCGCCGCGCCAAGGCCUUCCAAUCAACCCUCCAUAUCUGCGGAAGAGAAAGAGCAGAUCGCCCAAAUGCCACUGGGAGUCCCAGAUGACAGUGCGAAGUUCGUCGGGAGUAGCUAUUUCUACAGCGAAGAUGACCAUGAGGUCUUGGUGCAGGUUUAUUUUGGCGUUGACAAGAAGUACAUUGGCCCUGUGAGACUAUGUGGUCAUCGCCGCAUGGCCAAGUACGAUCUUUUAAGGCAGAAUCCAGAGAAAGGAAAGGAUAAUUUUGAAAUGUGGUUUAAAGACCUAUGUACAUGGGACGAAUACGAAGAACUGGCCCGUAAUAUAGCUGUCCCUCAGAAAUGGUGCAAUUCUUGGAUGGAAGGGUUCGAAGACACGAACGAAGCACUAUUUUUCAUGGGCCAAUCUCUCUCUGAGCAAAAUAAGGCAGCCAUCUAUUACCCAGCCGACCGUCGCGGCUUGAGCUGGAUCGCCUACUCCCCUUCUUCCGCUUUUCACCGUCGUCUCACGCAUCACAAGUCAAUGGUUGCGCUGCCAAGUGGUGCAGCAAUCUGUCUUUCUGUGACGGGUCCAUUGCUGGAUUUCUCAACUCUGGGCACAAAGUAUGGCAGACCUGGGCAGAACCACGCAUCUGUCAAUUCCACAUCGACAAACAGCAUGAAUCAGAAUCUGCAACACGGAUCUUCAGAAACUCACUCAGAACCUCGUCCCUGGGUCGUUACAGAGUCGAACAGAGCAGAUAGACGGAUACUAGAUGAAACACUGAACUUGGGUAUCUACGAAGCCGUGGAUACACCCGGGGACCCCUUUGUCGAGAAAAGGCCAACGACAAGUGCUAGCCCUGCGGAUGCCCAGGUGCCAGCUAUUCCAUCGCAAAACGUAGUGGGCAUUAAUAAGGAGCACACGCCAAACCCUACCGCCUCCGGGAUCGCUCAAAUGUUCACGUUUUUCCAUGUGACGCUGAAGAUAACGGUCAAAAACCUCGCCACCCUUCAUAAUGGCAGUAUGGCUGACAUGUUCUAUCUUCAUUUCCCUUCGGAUGAUGGAGAUGCUAGCGCGGAAUUGGAACUGAUGAAGCUAUGGCUUAAUCACCAUAAAGUUAAUUGCUACACAAGCAAGGACCCAAGCAGCUGGGAAAGAUUCCACGCCAAUUGCAAGCGUGGUGUGGUUAUCUUUCAUGAAUCGUUUUUUGAGUACGAUAGUUUACGGCCGAAAAUUCGGUCCUUUCAAUGGAAAGACGAUUUCAAUUUCUGGAGUGUCCGCCUCCAGAGACCUUUGGAUUCACCAGAUCAUCGACUCCUCGGCAAAGGUUCUCACAUCCAGCGUCUUUUCCCUUGCGGUACUGCGAUUCUCCUUACCGAGGAUGUAUUUGUUGAUAUGAAACGAGCGGCCAUGAUCAUCUGCUGGUUUUACCAUAAACACUGUUUAAGCCCGGGAACAUCCAAACUCGUGCUUUGCCCAGACGUGAUGACAAAAUUAGAAAAGAUUUUGGACGAUCCCUCUCGAAACAAGGAUUUUGAUCCUUACAUUUUGAGCAUCAUCACUUGUAUCAAGACGGUGAACUCGGUGGAUCCCAACUUUCCCUUUUUCGAACCAAGCAGUCUGUCCAUCCAGGAACUUGAUCGUAUCAACAAUAAUGUCCUGUGUCUACCCGUUGCAGGAUAUGGUCAGCGCACCGGCGACGAACACCCACACAUCCCUAAGGGUCUAACACAAGACGAAAGAAAUGCAGAUCAUCUCGUCGAGGCCUUUGCCGGAUGGAUGCAAAUGAACGUAACACGCUUCCGCAGAAUGGCUGUCGUUUCUUUCCAGAGGAAUGAGGCCCUCUUAAGUCGUUGGUCGGCUUGGGGACAUCUUCAUGUCAUGAGCGGUUUCAAGGGUUUCUGCAAGGCAUACAACACUGAUGAAACUAUUCUUCAUGACAGGCUUCAAAAUGGCCUUCAGCGAAGUGUCAAUUCUCCACGAGUCCUUGAAGCCAAUCCUCUUGCUACGCCCCGAACUCCCCGGACCCCUCAAACCCCUCAGGAAACGCAAGAUCCCCGUGGGUCUCAUAGGGAGAGUAGGGAUCCCAGGCUAUAUCGAAAGCUAAAGAACUCCAAUCCCAACAUCGGCUCUCCUCAGCCUUACCGAUGA
Penicillium longicatenatum is the source of this 3804-nucleotide messenger RNA. RefSeq lists its product as uncharacterized. The coding region runs from base 1 to 3804 and encodes 1267 amino acids. Lineage: Eukaryota; Fungi; Ascomycota; Eurotiomycetes; Eurotiales; Aspergillaceae. The record is from RefSeq and is a predicted model, not a curated record. The transcript has 5 exons.